UCCUGAACAAGGCCUGGCACGGGCAUCCAUUUGUUGAGCGACUUUAUGAUGGCCGUUACAGCUGACCGUUGCUGCUUACUCGUUCUGGCAAGAUUUGUGCCCCACGUUGAGCACACAUUUUUUUGUUCCAACUUCAUGAUGAUGGUGUGAAUUCAGGACUGUUGUAAUUUGCGUUUACCAGACACAGAAACAGAGGUCCAGAGAGGUUAAGUAACUUGCUCAAGAUCACACAGACGGCAGGUGAUAGAAUUUGAAGUCAGGUCAGCAAUGUCAUCUGAGCCUCCCCCGCCGCCACAGCCCCCCACGCAUCAGGCUUCGAUCGGGCUGCUGGACACCUCUGGGGCCCGAGAUCGGUCACCAUCUCCUCUGAGAGGCAACGUGGUCCCCAGCCCGCUGCCCACUCGCCGGACAAGGACCUUCUCGGCGACGGUGCGGGCUUCGCAGGGCCCUGUCUACAAAGGAGUCUGCAAGUGCUUCUGCCGGUCCAAGGGCCACGGCUUCAUCACCCCCGCUGACGGUGGCCCCGACAUCUUCCUGCACAUCUCCGACGUGGAAGGGGAGUACGUUCCCGUGGAAGGCGACGAGGUUACCUAUAAGAUGUGUUCCAUCCCGCCCAAGAACGAGAAGCUGCAGGCCGUAGAGGUGGUCAUCACCCACCUGGCACCGGGCACCAAGCACGAGACCUGGUCUGGGCACGUCGUCAGCUCCUAGGGGACCCAGAAGCACCCCUUCUCCUGAGCAUGUGGGAGACUCUGUGGGGAGCAGGAGUCAGGGCCACACUGGAGAUGAUCUACCGCACGAGACGGGGCUUCUAGGGGGACACAGUCCCUUCUGAGUGUCUCUGGAGGAAGGGGUGGGGCAGGCCCGGGUGCCCCCGGCCAUCAGCAGCUUCCUCCCGUCAGCAAGCUGUCACCUCCUGGAAAGCAUUAAAGGCAUUUAGAAAGGA
Messenger RNA from Marmota monax (woodchuck), 946 nucleotides. It is a transcript of the gene Carhsp1, whose product is annotated as calcium regulated heat stable protein 1. The transcript has 4 exons. The record is from RefSeq and is a predicted model, not a curated record. Gene Ontology annotation, molecular function: mRNA 3'-UTR binding. Gene Ontology annotation, cellular component: cytoplasm. Bases 268 to 711 code for a protein of 147 amino acids. Gene Ontology annotation, biological process: regulation of mRNA stability. NCBI's taxonomy places the organism in Eukaryota, Metazoa, Chordata, Mammalia, Rodentia, Sciuridae.